Messenger RNA from Coprinopsis cinerea okayama7#130, 1017 nucleotides. RefSeq names its product cytoplasmic protein. The record is from RefSeq and is a predicted model, not a curated record. The coding region runs from base 1 to 1017 and encodes 338 amino acids. The transcript has 7 exons. Gene Ontology annotation, cellular component: TRC complex; membrane. Gene Ontology annotation, biological process: post-translational protein targeting to endoplasmic reticulum membrane. Gene Ontology annotation, molecular function: molecular adaptor activity; protein binding. NCBI's taxonomy places the organism in Eukaryota, Fungi, Basidiomycota, Agaricomycetes, Agaricales, Psathyrellaceae.
AUGGCUGACGACAAGAAACAAAGACUGGUGUACUCGGUUAUCGAGUUCCUCAACGACUCUAUUGCAGAUGGAACUGUCAAGGAGGACGACAAGGAAGGGUUGGAGGUUGCCAUUCAAUGUAUCGGUGAAGCAUUUGGCGUAGACCCAGAGAGCGAAGAACAAGCUGCUAAACUCACCAUCAAACCUGCGAAAUUGCUGAACAUCUUCGAUGUCUUUUUGAAGACGAGGGAACGGACACAAGCCCCUUCUUCUGCAGCCCAGGACUCUUCUGCCGCGUCGUCUUCUUCCACUGGCCCUAAAGGACCCUCGGAGGCUGAUAAAGCUGAAGCUGAGAAACUCAAACAGAAGGGAAAUGGUCUGAUGUCGAGCAAGAAGCGAUUGACCUCGACCCCACCAACCCUGUCUUCUACCAACCCUGUCUUCUACUCCAAUCGUGCCGCGGCCCAUGCGAGCAAGGGUGAUCAUUUAUCUGCGAUUGGAGAUGCUGAACAGGCUAUUUCCAUCGAUCCCAAGUUUGUCAAGGCUUAUUCUCGACUGGGCCAUGCGCAGUUCAGCAUCGGCGACUACUCCGCAGCAGUUGAUGCCUUCGAGCGAGGUCUUAAACUCGAUCCUACCAACGCUCAUUUGAAGAGCAGUUUGGAAAGCGCCAAAGGUCGCUUGGCCUCUGAGGGGGGCGCUUCUCGAAGCCCUGCUGCUAGUCCCACCACAGGAACUCGCGGGGCUGGAGGAGGAGGCACGCCAAACCUUAAUGAUCUACUAGGAAGCCUCGGAGGUGGAGCAGGUGGUGGCGGUGGUGGAAUGCCCGAUCUCUCUAGCCUCCUCAGCAACCCCGCCAUCAUGCAAAUGGCCAGCCAAUUGGCACAGAACGGCGGGUUGGAUCAACUCAUGCAGAGUCCCGAUAUUGCUAACCUGGCAAACCGCUUCCGCAGUGGCAACAUGCCAUCCAUGGAGGAGAUGAUGAACAAUCCAGCACUCCGAAACCUUGCACAACAAUAUGGAGGAGGAGCUGGGCUCUAA